This is a messenger RNA of Blumeria graminis f. sp. triticale, 483 nucleotides long. The record is from the annotation of a GenBank genome assembly. NCBI's taxonomy places the organism in Eukaryota, Fungi, Ascomycota, Leotiomycetes, Helotiales, Erysiphaceae.
AUGCGCUUUUCUAACAAAGCCAUCAUCUUUGAAAGCGCAAGCAUAUUUGUCGCCACUCUAGCUGCCUCUACCACGGGCCACAUUGAAGAGAUGGAGAAAAGUUUUCAAUGCGACAACCGUUUUGUCGAGCCAAAUGAGUUCUCAAUAGAGCUUUAUGAGGCAAAACUGCUAUUAUUUAGCGGUAGAAUGCACCCGGUUGAUGCAAGAAAGGUCAAAGUUUUGGUAGAUGAUCAAGAAGAUAGGAGAACUAUACUAUAUGAUGAUCAACGCCCUACAUCUUACUACUUUUAUAAGUUGGACAGCACUGCAACGACUGAAUACAACGGUCAAGACAUACUUAAUGUUCAUCUUGCUCUUGUACUCGAUGACAUUGGUCGAUUGUCUGCGAUGGCGAUACGCAAGAUCUCUCGUCAACGUGGAAGAGAAAGUUUGGACAGGAAUUGGGCACUGCCAAGUUUUUCGCUCUGUAGCAUCAAUUUUUGA